Molecule: messenger RNA, 971 nt
Organism: Jatropha curcas
Lineage: Eukaryota; Viridiplantae; Streptophyta; Magnoliopsida; Malpighiales; Euphorbiaceae
Product: mitochondrial ribosomal protein L51/S25/CI-B8 family protein
Biological process (GO): mitochondrial translation
Cellular component (GO): mitochondrial large ribosomal subunit
Molecular function (GO): structural constituent of ribosome
Source: RefSeq, a predicted model, not a curated record
CGACGUAGUUUCUGUUUUGUAAGAUUACUGACGUGCACUGCAACGAAAACGAAACCCCUUAUUCAAUUUUCUACUACAGUUCUCACAGUUCUUAGCCGUCUCGACCAUCUGCUGCCCGUUCCUCUUCUUCUUCUUCUUCUCUCCCACUCGUGUCUUCCAGAUGGCUUUGAGAGGUGUUUGGCAACUUCAAAAGCUGGUUGUGAGCUAUUGUGACUGGGGAGGAAGCAGUAGGGGCAUAAGGCAAUUUAUGGAGUCGCAUCUCCCAGCAUUUAAAGAGGUAAAUCCUCAAUUGGAGGUGAUUACUGAGCUCAAUCGUGGGCAACAUCCAUGCUUGAAGGGCUUUUACAAGAACAAGAACGAGAGGGUAGUAUGCGUGAAGAAUCUGACUCCAGAAGAUGUACUACUACAAGCCACCAGGCUAAGGAAUUCUCUGGGAAGAAAAGUAGUAAAACUAAGGACAAGGCAUGUGACAACACAUCCUAGUGUGCAGGGUACGUGGACGACCGCCGUUAAAUUUUGAGUUACUAAACCAGAGUUGUUCUUGGCUCGGUUGUAGUUUUUGAAGCCUGCAGCAUGAUGUAGCACUAGCUUUAGAAUCAAACAAAAAUGCUUUAUGGAGUUCUCCAUUGAUGCAUCAACUGCUAAACACUACUGAGAUGCUGUGUUUUCUACUUUGGAUCUGUUUCUAAUUGCGUUUGUUUGGCUUUAAAGUAGACCAAGCAUUUUUGGGCAUCAUCUGUAUUCAUGUGAAAAUUUGAUUGAGGUCUCCUAUUUUUCAGCCGAAUCCACUUUUCACAAGCAUUAGGUUUGUGUCUUUCCGAUUAUAUAAAGUAUGAACCAAUGUCGCUAUUAGUGACUUUGCUUUAUUAAAAUUUGUGUAUCAGGUGUUUGAAAUGAUAGAAUUAUACAAUUAGAUGUAUUUGGCUGCAUUUUUUUCUAGAACAUCAAAGUAGAUUUUUUUUUUACCCGAA